AGCACAGUCCACAGACAGCAACUGGAGCUACUCUCUAGAACAGGACGACCUCUAAGCUUUAAUCUUUCACAGAAAUUAUGUGCUGAUACUGCAGAAGAGAUUACGGCAACAAUGGAAUACCAGAUAUUAAGCACAUCUACCUGUCUGCUGGUCCUUCUGUUUUUCAUACCCACUGUCUUGGGUAUCUGUCCUUCUAACUGUACAUGCUCAGGAAACGACAGGAAUGUGGACUGUUCAGGCAGAAACUUAACUAUACUGCCACAUGGACUUCAAGACAACAUUACAUAUUUAAAUCUGUCCUUUAACCAGUUUGUAGAUCUCGAUCAUCAGCUAACGAGAUUCACCAAUCUGAGGACCCUUGAUAUUUCAAGUAAUUGGCUCAAGAACAUUGCUGCUCAUCUGCCCAAGUCCUUAUGGGAAUUAUAUGCCAUAAACAACAACAUUAAAGUUCUCCAGAAACUCGACACAGCUUACCAGUGGAAUCUUAAAGUGCUCGAUAUUUCCAGGAAUAUGGUGGAAAGAGCUGUUCUGAUCAACAACACCCUGAGCAGCCUCAAGUUUCUCAAUCUCAGUAGCAACAAACUUUGGACAGUUCCAACCAACAUGCCCUACAACAUAGAGACGGUGGAUCUGUCCAACAACUUCUUGUCUCAGAUACUUCCAGGAACACUGGUGAGACUACAGCACCUUACAAGCCUCUACCUACACAACAACAAGUUCACAUACAUUCCUGACAAAGCUUUUGACCAGCUCUUUCAGCUGCAAGUAGUAACUCUGUACAACAACCCCUGGUCCUGCAGCGAUGAACAAAAUAUUGCUUAUUUGCUGAAAUGGGUGCAGGGAACAGCUGCCAGUGUCCUCGGGGCUCCCUGUGCUAACCAGCCUGUGCUCUGGAUGGGUGCCACACCAACUUCAGCUGCUCCCACAGACUCCAGCCUCAUGAUUAAAGGAAUGAAGGGAGCAGACAAAGCUACUUCUCCAGUGCCAGCAGAACCAACCAAAAUGAUAAAGAUGCAUAAACAAUUUAAAGCUGCUAAGGAGGUCCCUACCUUGGGGACCUUAAGCCAAACCGUGCUGUUUACGAGCACAGACCGACCACUGCUCCUCUACCCAGAAGAUGUGACCACUGGGAAGGUCCGUUCCCAAGAAGCAGCAGCCACACACACAGUCCACAUCAAAGAUCCCACCGAGCUGAACUCAAGCCUGGCACAUUCAACAGGAUCCUCCACCACUCCUAUGACUUUAAGUAUUACCAGUGGCAUGCCAACAAACUACUCCAGAAUGCCUCAAAGCACAACGGCCACCCUAAGGAAAGAGGAAUCCACUACAAGUAUCCUGAAUACUCGUGUGCCCUCCACAGCAAGUGUCUGUGAGAUAUAUUUGGUUUCUGUUGCAAUGCUUAAUGCAGUGGCAAUGCUUAUUGGCUAA
This is a messenger RNA of Merops nubicus (carmine bee-eater), 1428 nucleotides long. RefSeq names its product oligodendrocyte myelin glycoprotein (gene OMG). Gene Ontology annotation, molecular function: protein binding. The coding region runs from base 112 to 1428 and encodes 438 amino acids. The transcript has 2 exons. Gene Ontology annotation, biological process: neuron projection regeneration. Lineage: Eukaryota; Metazoa; Chordata; Aves; Coraciiformes; Meropidae. The record is from RefSeq and is a predicted model, not a curated record.